AUGCCCGAUAACGAAACAGCCCGCCGUGUGAGCGUAGAUUAUACUCUCGCCGCCGCGCGGGUGUUGCAAGAGACGGCGGAGAACAAGAUCCGCUUUGUGUAUUGCAGCGGAGCCGGGGCGGAGCGAGAUCAUAAUAAGCCGUUGUGGUUUCUGCAGGAGUAUCGACGGAUUCGAGGCCAAGUGGAGAAUGAGCUGAUUUCCUUCGCCGAGGCACACCCAGAUCACUUCGAUGCGUACAUCAUGCGCCCCGGCAUGGUAAUGUCGUCCGACUUGACCCUACGCAGCAUGAUGUUGUGCCUAACGACCUCCGUGCGGGUGGAUGUGUUGGCGGGCGCCAUGCUGGAUCUGGCGCUGGAUGGCGGCGAGAAGAAGAUAUGGGAGAACGCGGAGAUCAUCCAGGCGAGUAAGGAUAAAUGA
Molecule: messenger RNA, 417 nt
Organism: Penicillium riverlandense
Lineage: Eukaryota; Fungi; Ascomycota; Eurotiomycetes; Eurotiales; Aspergillaceae
Exons: 2
Coding region: 1-417 (138 amino acids)
Source: RefSeq, a predicted model, not a curated record